Molecule: messenger RNA, 955 nt
Organism: Andrographis paniculata
Lineage: Eukaryota; Viridiplantae; Streptophyta; Magnoliopsida; Lamiales; Acanthaceae
Product: pathogenesis-related protein PR-1-like
Exons: 1
Coding region: 27-521 (164 amino acids)
Cellular component (GO): extracellular region
Source: RefSeq, a predicted model, not a curated record
UACUUAGGCAAAAAUAAUUAUCGAUCAUGACAAGGUUCUGGCACGGCUUGGCUGCCGUGGCGGCUCUUCUCUUCGUCGCCGCCGCCGCGCCGGCCGGCGCGGCGUCGGACAUGCAGCAGUUUCUGGCGGUGCAGAACGCGGCGCGGGCGGCGCUGCGGCUGCCGCCGUUGAUAUGGGACGCGAAGAUCGCCCGGUACGCGGCGUGGUACGCCAACCAGCGGCGGCGCGACUGCGAGCUGGAGCACUCCAACGGGCCGUACGGAGAGAACAUUUUCUGGGGGAGCGGCGACGGCUGGACGGCGGCGCAGGCGUCGGCGACGUGGGUGUCGGAGCGGCGGGACUACAACUACUACGCCAACUCGUGCUCCUACGGCCAGGAGUGCGGCCACUACACGCAGAUCGUGUGGCGGGGGACGCGGAGGAUCGGCUGCGCCAGGGCGGUCUGCGGCGGCGGCCGCGGCGUUUUUAUGGUCUGCGACUAUUAUCCGCCGGGGAAUUACGUCGGCGAGAAGCCGUACUGAGAGUGAGUCCCGGGACCUCGGGACCUGAUGUAUGAAUUGGUGGGUGCUCGGGUCCCUGGAGUUCUCAAGAAUUUCCCGGUGUUUGUGUUUUAAGGAUUUUUGAGUGAUGAGAUUACUGACUACUCGUUUUUAAUUAUUUUUGGAUAAAUAAAUUAAUGGGAAAAUAAAAGUUGUGCAAAAGUUUUGUUUGAUUAAUGUUUCGGAAUGGAAUUUUCUUUUGAUUGGUGUGGGUAAUAUAAAAAGAUGGUUUUUAAAGGUAGCUAAUUAAGAUAAGUUGGGAAAAUUGAGUGGUUGUAACUUUAUCCAACACCCAAAAUUUGUCUAUGUUUUAUGGGUUGAAUACUCAAGAAAAUAUUGGAAUAAUGGGACAAGUCAUAUGUAGAGCCCUUAAACAAAUCGAGGAGCUAACUAAUAAGGUCGACUUGACUCUCUAU